Messenger RNA from Dimorphilus gyrociliatus, 1450 nucleotides. The record is from the annotation of a GenBank genome assembly. Lineage: Eukaryota; Metazoa; Annelida; Polychaeta; Dinophilidae.
AAUGCUUACAUUAAAAAACUUUAUAAACGGAGAAUUUUAUGACGCGGAAGAUUAUUUGGAAUCAGAAAAUCCAUCAACUGGAAAAAUAUGGGCGCAAGUACCGAAUAGUAAUGAAAGAGAGGUUAAUGAAGCAGUUAAUUCUGCCAAGAACGCCUUUCAUAAAUGGUCUAAUAUAUCAGCUCAGGAGAGGUCAAGAUAUUUAAUGAAAAUCGCAGAGCUAUUAGAAAAACGCUUAGAAGAAUUUGCAAUUGCCGAGUCAACGGAUCAAGGAAAGCCGGUAUCAUUAGCAAGAGCUGUUGAUAUACCAAGAGCCGUUUAUAAUUUUAGAUUUUUUGCUUCAGUUAUAUUACAUAACUUAGAAGAUUCAGUAUUCCAAGAGGAAUUUGGUACUCUAAAUUAUACUCAGUCAUGUCCAGUAGGGGUUGCUGGAUUAAUUUCUCCAUGGAAUCUACCCUUAUACCUUUUAACUUGGAAAAUUGCUCCGGCCAUUGCGGCUGGUUGUACGGUUGUCUGUAAACCGAGUGAAAUGACUUCAGUUACUGCUUUUAUGUUGUGUGAAGUGCUAAAACAAGCAGAACUUCCGGAUGGAGUUGUUAAUAUAGUUUUUGGCACCGGAAAUCGGACAGGAAACGCUAUUGUGAAGCAUAGAGAUGUACCAUUAAUUUCUUUUACCGGUAGUACUGUAACAGCAUCAAGAAUCAGAGAAGGAUCUACAGAUUUAUGCAAGAAAUUUUCGUUUGAAUUAGGAGGAAAGAAUGCAGCAAUUGUAUUUAAAGACGCAAAUCUUGAAAAUUGUUUUCCAGUUAUUAUGAAAUCGUCAUACGCUAAUCAAGGAGAAAUUUGUCUUUGUACAAGUAGAAUAUAUGUUCAAGAAGAAAUAUUUGAACAGUUUAUUUCAAAAUACAUCGAAUUAGCAAGGAAUAUAAAAGUUGGAGAUCCUGAGGAUCCUAAUACCAAUAUGGGGGCAUUGAUAAGCCGACAGCAUUAUAAUAAGGUCAAAAGUUAUAUUGAUUUAUCAAAGAAGAUUGGAGGGAAAAUUUUGUGCGGUGAUGGAGUUGACGAAUUAAAAUUGCCUGAAAAUUGCAAAGACGGUUACUUUAUACUACCGACCGCCAUUACUAAUGUAGCCGAUGACUCACCGUUGAUGCAAGAAGAAAUAUUCGGACCGGUAACUUGUAUUGUUCCAUUUAAAACUGAAGAAGAAGUUAUAAAGAGAGCUAAUAACAGCGAUUAUGGUCUAUGUGCUAGCAUUUGGUCAGAGAAUGUCGGAACUAUUCAUCGAGUUGCUAAAGCCUUAAAUGUUGGAACGGUUUGGGCUAACUGCUGGCUUAUAAGAAAUUUGAAUAUGCCUUUUGGAGGUAUGAAAGAAUCGGGAACUGGUAGAGAAGGAGCGAAACAAAGUCUAGACUUUUUUACAGAGAAGAAAACCAUAUGUGUAAAAAUUAAAUAA